Messenger RNA from Melanotaenia boesemani (Boeseman's rainbowfish), 1034 nucleotides. It is a transcript of the gene tmie, whose product is annotated as transmembrane inner ear. Lineage: Eukaryota; Metazoa; Chordata; Actinopteri; Atheriniformes; Melanotaeniidae. The coding region runs from base 268 to 951 and encodes 227 amino acids. The transcript has 5 exons. The record is from RefSeq and is a predicted model, not a curated record.
GUAGGAUGAGCUGGCUGUAAACCACACCAGUUCCUGCAGUGUUUUGAUAGAAAAGCAACAGAUAUAGGAGCAAAGAAGCCAACAGACAGUUGUGGAUGGGAGGAGGCCUUCAGCAACAGUCACUAUUAAUCACCUAUAGGGCCAUUGUGGUCCUGUCCUAUAAACGGCGCCAGUGCAGGAAGGCAGGCAGACAGAGAAAGAAGAAGAGAGCAGAAGGAAGAGGGGAAGAGGGGGCAGGGUGGCUGCAGGGAGAAAGAGGGGGAGAGAAUGGUUGGGGAACAGCCUGUUUCCCCAUCUCAGCUCCUACUGUGGGGCUGGGGAGCAGUGUUGCUGUCUCAGUGUUUGUCCUUCGUGUUCUCACAGAUACCGGAUCCUGAGCUUUUACCCACAGAUCCUCCAAAGAAGCCGGACCCUGUCACUUCAGAGACAGUUGUUUUCUGGGGGCUGCGGUUAUGGCAGGUCAUUGGCAUCUUUUCAAUGUUUGUUUUGGCAGUAGUUAUCACUCUGUGUUGUAUAUUCAAAUGCCGAAUCCCAAGAACCAAAAAGGAAAUAGAGGCACGACAUGCACAAAGGCAGGCUGCCAAGAAAUAUGCCAACACAUUAGAGACAGUGCCACCCCUGAAUGAGCUGACUGAGAUCCCUGGAUCUGCAAAACCAGAGGAAAAAGAAGAGGUAACAACAGUGUCUGGAAAAGUGGAGGCUGAAAAGGGAGAAAAGAAAACCAAGGAUGGCAAGAAAGAGGGCAAAAGUGCCAAAGAGGGAAAAGGAGAUGAAAAGGACGGAUCAACAAAGAAGAAGGGUGAAAAAGGUGAAAAAGGUGAAAAAGGUGAAAAAGGUGAAAAGGGAACAUCCAAGAAAGAAGCUGGAGAUGGCAAACGGAAGAACGGUGAAAAGGAGGAGAAAGGAGGAAAAGGUGGUGCUAAAGGAGGAGGCAAGAAAGCUCAGAAGUGAACUCUACCAUCUUAUGAACACUGAAAAAAAGGAUUUCAUAUUUCACUGCAAAAAGUUUGUGCACUUUUUUCUAAAAUGAAAUU